AUGAGGCACGGCGACAGAAUGGACAACUUCGAGCCUCUGUGGAUUUCGACAGCGAAGCGGCCGUGGGAUCCGCCGCUUGUGGAAGCUGGGAAAAUUCGGGCAUAUUGCACAGGUCAAAGUCUCCGGAACAAGCUCGGAUUCCCGAUCCACCGGAUCUUCGUCUCCCCAUUCCUCCGGUGUCUUCAAACCGCCGCCGAAAUUGUUAUCGCUUUAAGUGCCGUCGAGGGUCAACACGAUGAUCCCAACAAUUCGAGUUCCAACAGCGUCGUUAUCGAUCCAUCCAAAAUUAAGGUUGCGAUUGAAUAUGGAUUGUGCGAGAUGAUGAACUUGCGUGCCAUUAGACCGAAUGUGGCUCCAAAAGACGGGGUUUUCAAUUUCAAUCUUUCACAAUGUGAAGCUGUUUUACCCCCCGGAACCAUUGACCACGCUGCAGAACAAUUGCACAAGCAGCUGCCGGAAUGGCAAGAAACAAUUGAAGGUGCUAGGGCUCGAUAUCGCGAGGUUAUCAAGGCUCUUGCUGAUAAAUAUCCUUCGGAGAACUUGUUGCUCGUGACUCAUGGGGAAGGAGUAGAGUCUGCUGUUUGUGGAUUCAUGCAGGAGGUCAAGAAGGUACGUGGACUCGAGUAUUGUGCUUACUCGCACUCGGGGAGACCUAUCGUUUUUGGUGAAAAUCAGUCAUUUACAGCUGGAGAUUUACUUGGUUUACACGAAGGUCAAGUAGGUAUUACUUACGUCACUGGUGACUCAGAGGUAGCAUCGGAUGAUUCUUCAAAGAAAACAAACAUCAACUAG
This is a messenger RNA of Fraxinus pennsylvanica, 792 nucleotides long. Lineage: Eukaryota; Viridiplantae; Streptophyta; Magnoliopsida; Lamiales; Oleaceae. The record is from the annotation of a GenBank genome assembly.